AUGGAAGAUUCGAGUGCAAGUGCUGUGCUUUCAUCAUACUUCCUGAGUGAGCGGCUGAAUAUCCACGGGAAAAUUGGUUGUUUGCUGUGCAUCUUCGGUUCCACUGUUAUGGUGCUCCAUGCUCCGCAAGAGGAAGAGGUUGCUUCUCUGACUGCAAUGGCAGAGAAACUGAAAGAUCCAGGAUUCAUCGCUUUUGCUGUCUGCAUUGUCGUCAGCAGCCUGGCCCUGAUCUUCUUUGUCGCACCUCGCUACGGUCAGAAGAAUGUGCUGGUGUACAUCCUCAUCUGCUCUGUGAUUGGUUCGUUGUCUGUGUCGUGUGUGAAAGGCCUUGGCAUUGGGAUCAAAGAGCUGUUCGCUGGAACGGCCGUUCUGAAAGAGCCGCUGUUCUGGGCCCUUCUCAUAUGCCUUGUGAUCUGCAUCAGUAUCCAGAUAAGCUACCUUAAUAAAGCCCUUGACAUCUUCAACACUUCUAUAGUUACACCUAUUUACUAUUAUACAAUGAUAUAG
Messenger RNA from Sinocyclocheilus grahami, 507 nucleotides. Its product is annotated as magnesium transporter NIPA2-like. Gene Ontology annotation, cellular component: membrane. Lineage: Eukaryota; Metazoa; Chordata; Actinopteri; Cypriniformes; Cyprinidae. The transcript has 4 exons. Gene Ontology annotation, biological process: magnesium ion transport. The record is from RefSeq and is a predicted model, not a curated record. Gene Ontology annotation, molecular function: magnesium ion transmembrane transporter activity. The coding region runs from base 1 to 507 and encodes 168 amino acids.